GAGUUCCAGGCCAGCCUGGUCUCCACAUUAAGUUCUAGGACAGCCAGAGCCACAUAGCGAGGCUUGUUUUUUUUUUAUGCAUUGAUUUAUUCUAUGCAGAUACGUGUUGUUCAUGCAUGUAUGCCUGUGUACCAUCUACGUGGCUGGUGCUCUCAAGAUAGGACGUUGGAUGCCCUGUAACUAGAGAUGCUGAUGGUUAGCAACGCCCAUGGGAGUGCUGAGAACUGAGCCUGGGUCCUUAAAGGCAAAGCUUCAUGUGGGUAAGGGAAGAGCUGGUAUGUCACAGGAAGUCACAAACCCUUCAAAGUACCUGUGCUGCUUCAGGAUCCUGGCAUUGCCUCACAGACUGUCCUGGGGGGGACCACUUUCAGGAGAUCAAGGCGUCUCCUCCUUUGUUCUUUUCAUUGGCUUCUUCUGCUUGUGUCCAGAGCCUGUAGAUCCCAAAGAUGAACCCCACGGAUGUAGCAGACACCACACAGGAUGAAAACGCGUACAACAGUUACUACCUCUACGAAAGCAUGCCCAAGCCUUGUACCAAGGAAGGCAUCAAGGCGUUUGGGGAGCUCUUCCUGCCUCCUCUUUAUUCGCUGGUCUUUCUGUUGGGUCUGUUUGGGAACUCCAUUGUGGUUCUGGUACUGUUCAAAUACAAGAGGCUCAAGUCCAUGACCGACGUGUACCUGCUCAACCUUGCCAUCUCCGAUCUGCUGUUUGUACUUUCUCUCCCAUUCUGGGCCUACUACGCCGCCGACCAGUGGGUUUUUGGAUUAGGUCUGUGCAAGAUUGUUUCAUGGAUGUACUUGGUGGGCUUUUACAGUGGCAUCUUCUUCAUCAUGCUCAUGAGCAUAGACAGAUACCUGGCCAUUGUGCAUGCAGUGUUUUCCUUGAAAGCGAGGACUCUGACCUAUGGGGUUAUCACCAGCUUGGUCACGUGGUCAGUGGCUGUAUUUGCCUCCCUCCCAGGCCUCUUGUUCAGCACCUGCUACACGGAGCGCAACCACACGUACUGCAAGACCAAGUACUCAGUCAACUCGACCACAUGGAAAGUCCUCAGCUCCCUGGAGAUCAACGUCCUGGGGCUGCUCAUCCCCCUGGGGAUCAUGCUCUUUUGUUACUCCAUGAUCAUUAGGACCCUGCAACACUGUAAGAAUGACAAGAAGAGCAGGGCGGUCAGGAUGAUCUUCGCCGUGGUGGUCCUCUUCCUGGGCUUCUGGACGCCCUACAACGUGGUGCUUUUCCUGGAGACGCUGGUGGAGCUUGAAGUCCUUCAGGACUGCACGGUGGAGAAGUACCUAGACUACGCCAUCCAGGCCACAGAAACUCUGGCCUUUAUUCACUGCUGCCUCAACCCCGUCAUUUACUUCUUUCUCGGGGAGAAAUUCCGGAAGUACAUCGCCCAGCUCUUCAGAACGUGCCGGGGUCCUCUUGUGCUCUGCCAAUACUGCGACUUCCUUCAGGUCUAUUCAGCCGACACCUCCAGCUCCUCUUACACGCAGUCCACUGUGGAUCAUGACCUCCGCGACGCUUUGUAACACGUGAACAGGGGGAUCAUGGCCUUAACAAGCUCCCCACACCCGGCACUAGGUCACCUUGUUUUCAGUAAGGGUCCCCUGAGCAGGUGUCCAAGGAAAACAAACAAAAAUCAUGGAAAGGCAGCUUCUCACCCUGCAGCUCACCCUUACUCUUUCCAUAGACAAGUGCAGGCCGAAAUGUGUUCAGCUGGGCUGCGUUCGUCACACACCAGGUCUGUCUACAGGGAGAGAGGAACCCGGGGGAGGCCUGCGAACAGAGUCUCGGUGACCUUCUAGAUUGCACUGAAGACACCUCCCCUCUUCCCGGCCUCCCCAGGGACUCUGCAGAGAGACUCAGAGUCCUGAUGGGUGGAGGAAAUCACCCCUUUGCCAUGGAAACGAACCUUUGAAUGAAUCUUUGGCCUUUGUGGAACUAUCUAGAAGAUUUUAGCAUGCUGUCAUCCUCGUGUUUUUCCAGUGGUAGUCCGUGAAGCCAGAUGUAUAGAGAAAUGAGGAUCUUAGAUCUUGCUUCUUUUAUUAUAGAGGGUUGUUCAUUGAAGCCUGGCUGCGGGUGUAGGUGAGGAGGCAUUCAGACGAUCCUGUCUUCACCUGGAACAGGCAUUUAGAGGACACCUGUUGAAAUCCACACGCAGCUUGGCUUGCUAAUAUAUGUUUUAAUUAUAGCCUGUGGUUAUUCAAAUUGGAGAAAACUGAAUCAGGCCAGAGAAGGGGGAAAGGGCUCUGUAAUCCUAGUUACUCAGGGCCUGAGACCAAGGGAUGUUAGAUUCAAGGAUUACCUAGACAAUGCCAAAACCAAAACCCAGCAAAACCCCAAAGUUUAGCUCUAAAAGGCUCUUGUGAGUAUUCUAAGUUCAUCUUUUUUUUUUUUAAUGUGAGCUGUUACUGGGCAUGGUGACAAAUGUCUUUAAUCUAAGCACUUGGGAGGCAGAGGCAGGUGGAUCUGUGAAUUUGAGGCCAGCCUGGUCUACACAGUGAGUUCCAGGCCAACCUAGGCUAUGUACUGAGACGUUUGUCGAAAGAAAGAAGGAAGGAAGGUUAAUAAAGUAUGACAAUAUCUCUUUGAAAGUAUGUCGUGCCAUCUAUUGAGAUAAGAAUAAUCAGUUAAAAGUUAUUACUGGUGGGUGGGUGUUAAAAUAGCUAUUAAACUAUGAAGUUGAGACAGGCUGGGGUGAUACAUGCCUUUAAUCCCAGCAGUCUACAGACUGAGUUCCAGGACAGCCAGGGUUAGAACAUUAUGAUAUUUCAAUAGCUUAUCAUGUUAUGUCAUUAAGAUAAUUUGCCGUGUCUGUUUUUACUCACACCGUUUAGAUUUUUAUAAAUUAAGUGUUUGGGUGCUUACCUGUAUGUGUGUCUGUGCACCACAUGUUUGCCUGAAGCCUGCAGAGGCCAGAAGAGGGUGUCGGAUCCCCUGGAACUGGAGUUACAGAUGGCUGUGAGCUGUCAUGUAGAUGCUAGGAAUUGAAGCCUGGUCCUCUGGAAGAGCAGCCGGUGCUCUCAACCACUGAGCCACCUCUCCAGCCCCGUUUUUGAGACAGCCUCACUGGAGCACAGAAUGCCCUAGGACUAAGUGUACAGCCAAGUUGGCCUGGACCUUCUCCCAGUUGUUUUGCUUCUGCCUCUCGUGUGCUGGGGUUGCAGGUGUGAACCCCACGUCCCGCUCCGCAGCUUUGACUGCUCAGAAUUGAGCAGCAACUCCAACAGAGUCGGCGCCAGCAGAUUCCUCCCAAAAUAAGAGCCAGUCUGGAGAGACACCGAGUUAAAAUGCUCCCAGUAAGUUUGACAUUUGUAGCUCUUGCUGCCUUUAUAAAGAAUGUAUUUUUAGAAGUUUAUUUUUCUGAGCAGUGGCUUUAAGAAGAAAAUGUGAUACUGCCUUUAUAGAGAACAAAAUAAAGUUGCACAUCUAGCUGCA
This is a messenger RNA of Mesocricetus auratus (golden hamster), 3438 nucleotides long. RefSeq names its product C-C motif chemokine receptor 4 (gene Ccr4). The record is from RefSeq and is a predicted model, not a curated record. Gene Ontology annotation, molecular function: C-C chemokine receptor activity. Gene Ontology annotation, cellular component: membrane. NCBI's taxonomy places the organism in Eukaryota, Metazoa, Chordata, Mammalia, Rodentia, Cricetidae. Bases 447 to 1529 code for a protein of 360 amino acids. Gene Ontology annotation, biological process: chemotaxis; inflammatory response; G protein-coupled receptor signaling pathway. The transcript has 3 exons.